This is a messenger RNA of Lates calcarifer (barramundi perch), 3653 nucleotides long. It is a transcript of the gene kras, whose product is annotated as v-Ki-ras2 Kirsten rat sarcoma viral oncogene homolog. Gene Ontology annotation, biological process: Ras protein signal transduction. Gene Ontology annotation, cellular component: plasma membrane. NCBI's taxonomy places the organism in Eukaryota, Metazoa, Chordata, Actinopteri, Centropomidae. The transcript has 6 exons. Bases 570 to 1139 code for a protein of 189 amino acids. The record is from RefSeq and is a predicted model, not a curated record. Gene Ontology annotation, molecular function: GTPase activity; GDP binding; GTP binding.
UGUGACCUACACUGUUACAAUAUGAUUUGUAAUCAUCAAAGCCUUAAUUUGAAUCAGUGUAUGAUUUCGGAUGAGAUUUAAUAUAAAAAAAUUGGUCAUAUUUGCACAUAAACGUCUUGUACGUGACUCAUAAAGGUAAUUAGGGCUUACAUAAAUAUGUCGUUAUAAAUUAGACCUGUAUAAAUCAAUAGUAUAUAAACAUAAGACAAAAGAAAGCGUAUUGUUGCCCGUAUUGCGACACUGAGUCGAGUGAUUUGCCCCAAACCGGUUGAAAUCCAAAGCUAUGCUUUCUGGGUAAAGUGCGCCCCGGUAUCCGCCCAUAUUCGCGUAAAGGAGGCCAACCUGAGCAGCUAGGCCGGACGCUGGAUCAAAUGGAAAGUUCAAUCGAUUGAUUUGUCCACUUUUUCGCAUGUCCCCGCUUACUUCUGAAACGAGGUAGACCGACUUAAAUGCAGGCGGUUUCGGUGUGAAAUAGGAAAUGCAGAGAUCGUGUGAAACGAGAGGAUUAUCAGCUUGACUUAUUUGGUCGCUACUUCGGACGCGGAACUCCAGUCGCUAAAAGGUGAAUCAUGACAGAAUAUAAGCUGGUAGUGGUGGGAGCUGGUGGUGUUGGCAAGAGCGCACUUACCAUUCAGCUCAUCCAGAAUCAUUUUGUGGAUGAAUAUGACCCCACCAUUGAGGACUCCUACAGAAAGCAGGUAGUGAUCGAUGGAGAGACGUGUCUGCUGGACAUCUUGGACACUGCAGGUCAGGAGGAGUACAGCGCCAUGAGGGACCAGUACAUGAGGACAGGGGAGGGCUUCCUCUGUGUCUUUGCCAUCAACAACACCAAGUCCUUUGAGGACAUUCACCACUAUAGAGAACAGAUAAAGCGGGUGAAGGACUCUGAGGACGUCCCCAUGGUGUUGGUGGGUAACAAGUGUGACCUCCCGUCCCGGACAGUGGACACCAAGCAGGCUCAGGACUUAGCACGCAGCUAUGGCAUUCCCUUUAUCGAGACCUCAGCCAAAACCAGACAGAGAGUGGAAGAUGCCUUUUACACUCUGGUACGGGAGAUCAGGCUGUACCGGCUCAAUAAGCUCAGCAAGGAAGAAAAGACUCCGCGCUGUGUCAAGCUUAAAAAGUGUGUUGUGAUGUGAAAGGGGGCGUUGAUGAUGCCUUUUACACAUUAGUGCGAGAAAUCCGGAAGCAUAAGGAGAAGAUGAGCAAGGAGGGCAAAAAGAAGAAAAAGAAGUCCAAGACAAAGUGUACGCUUAUGUGAAUAAUCACCCCUUUUCAAGACAGACUAAAAAAAAAAAAAAGAAACUAUGUUGAACAGUUAAAGUAAUACAUUUUGUACAUUACACUAAAUUAUUAGCUCCUUCUCAAUACCCACCAUACUGAAUACUAAACCUGACCUGAUUUUUCUGCCUUUCUGUUAUUUGCUACUUUGACACCAAUAAGCUUUAUUUUCAGUUUAGUGCCAGUUGCCCACGUGUGUUGGUCCAACAGCCUGUUUGAUUUUAUAGGAUCAUGAUGUUGAUUUGGAUAAUUUUAUAUAACUGCAGAGCUGUGAGCCAACUGCAUCAUAGCUCACAUUUGACAAAUUAUUCAUUAAUAACUUAGGAUUUCCCCCCCUUUGCUUAAAAGGUCAUGACCUGCAAAAGUUCUGUAAUGCCCUUUUUAAGUAUGGGAUGCCAAAGAAAGAAUUUCCAUCCCGAUUCUUGUAGACAAAACAGACAUGAAGAAAGGACCAAUAUUCAGCCAGAUGAGAUCCAAAUGUCCCAGCCACUGUGUAAUGUCCCCAUCUCUGAUGACCUCUAGAUAUGACUUAGUUAUGUCACUGAUACAAGUAUGCAUGCAAACUCCUACUCUUCUCCGAAUGUUUUAACACCCUAAUUAGCUGUUAAUUAAUUUUCAAUUUGUCAAUGCUUUGUACUGUGUGGGGAGUGAUUUCUUGCCUACAUGAGAAGUUUUCUUUUCUUUUUGCAUGCAUUGUGUCCUUGAUGACAUGGGUAUUGCAAACUGCCUCUGGUUGAUACAUUUAACAGAGCCAGCAAUGAGGAACUCUGACCCAAGUAUAGCUUUUCAGGUUUAUAAACAAUAAUCAGUAUCUGCUUUUGUGAGAAACAAAUCAACCAUUUUUGCGCGAUAAAUGACAGAUUCAAAGAUCCACGAUGAUCUGGUUUUUUGCCCAUUCUGUGAUAAUAAAUGGGACUAGCAGCCAGGUUUUGUGUUGGUCGGCGUCAUUUUAUGUCGGCAGGAUUGAUUUCACAUCACAAGCUAACGCUGAACAGCUUGUCUGACCUUACUGGUUACAUAUUUCCUGCUUUUCUUUACUCUAAGUCUUGACUGCAGGAUUGUUUUUAUCCAUUCUGGCAAUAAUCACUCAUUGCAAUUUGUUACACAAGGUUGUCAGUUAAAUUAAUUAAUUAACAAUUUAAGAAUUCUUGUGUCAAUAUUCUCCUGAUAGAGGACAAAAUAUGUAAACAGGAUGUUUGUUAGGUUAAAUACUAAAUGAGAGGAUUUGUGAUUCUCCAGUAGCUGGCCACAGAGGUGUCAUGCCUUGCACAUUUUCCUAAGCUGUCGACUCGUUCGCUUGUGACUGGCUAGAAAGCAGAAUGCAUCUUUUAAGCAGCUUUCAGGAAUAUUUCUCUUGGUAUGGUGUCACAGGGGUUGUUCAAAAUGUUUUUCAGAUUUUUCCUUAUGUGGAGCGUUUGAAAGCAUUUUUGGAUUCAUUUCCUUAAGUGUUUUUUUUUUUUUUUUUUGGGUGGGCUGCCUUUCAACAGAAUGAUUGUCCAGCAGAGUAAUUUGUCAUUUUUCCCUCACCAAGCUCAUGUAUCGUGGUGAUGUGACUGGAACUGAUGUUUGUAAAUGAGGCGAUAAUUGCCAUAAAAUUGGUUUUUAGAGAAAAUUGUCAGGAUUUAUUAAAAAAAAGUCCUUGCCUUUUUCCCAGGUCAACCCAUAUUUCACCUUUUCCAUCGCAUUUACAAGCUGUUCCCUGGGGGAUUUUUAUAAGCCUUUUAUUGUUUGCAUUAGGUGCUACAUUUAGACGGUAGAAAGAGCCGAGACAACAUUUACUUUGUCCUGUGUGUGCUCAUGAAAUACACAAAAUGCUGUUUUAGGGGGAGUGAUGGAGUUGACACAGAAAUCCAGACAUGAUACAUUUUGCUUUCAGGAUUAAUGAAUUUUGACCCAGUUUAUUAUUACCUCUUUUUCCAUGAAGUAGAUAAUAACUGUUAAUGCAAUUUUAAUUAAGCAACCCUCUUGUUAACAAUACUGUUUCAAAAGUAGUUUUACUGAAAUGUUUGAAAUGUUCCUCUUCCUUUAUUGCGUGCCAACAGCUGAUUUCUGAAAUGUAUCAUUUAUACCUGGAUCGUAUUUUAACAACCUUUGUAUAGUUGUGAUACUGAAAGGUGCAUAUUUUGUAAAUUGUGCUUCAUUUCGUUGGUGUGUCUAAAUGAAUGUUGCUUUAAUGGAGUUUCACUCCGCUCUGUGUAUGUGACUAGAGAGUGUGACUGGGUCCAGGUCUAGGGAAGUGAAUGAAUGACCACUUUACAACACACCUGUUGUGGGCAGUGUAGAGUGGUGAUCUGAUCUCAAAUGAGUCUAUUUUUUGCCAUGAAUCUCACCACUCCUAUUUAAUGUGUAAUAAAGAACAAAGUAAAGAGGAA